Molecule: messenger RNA, 1023 nt
Organism: Glycine soja
Lineage: Eukaryota; Viridiplantae; Streptophyta; Magnoliopsida; Fabales; Fabaceae
Product: 17.6 kDa class I heat shock protein-like
Exons: 1
Coding region: 197-790 (197 amino acids)
Biological process (GO): response to heat; response to hydrogen peroxide; protein complex oligomerization
Source: RefSeq, a predicted model, not a curated record
UCUCCUACACAUGUCUCAAUUUCUCUCGUUCUCACAAAUCACAGAACGUAACAUAAAAAUGAAGAAGUAUCCAGAAACCCAAACACCUCCCUACAUAUAGACACCAACCCAACACGCUUUUCAAACAUAACAUACAAGAAAACUAUCAUAAGUGACCAAAAAAGACAACCUUUGGGGAAUCAUAAAAUUCUUCAGAAUGGCUCGCACAAUUACAAUUGCAGCAAUGUGUCUUCUUCUCUCAUUAGUGUCCCUCUGUGUCACCACCAACGCAUUAAUGCCAUACACACGUAGCACCCUCUGGGACAUGAUGCUCCAAUCCGAGGACCCAUUUGGAAUCUUGGAACAGAACCCAUUCAACAACAUACCCAACAUCAGAGGAGGAGCCGAGACUCUCGCCCUGGCACGUGCGGAUUGGAAGGAAACCCCCAGCGCGCACGUGAUAGUGCUGGACCUACCCGGGAUGAAAAAGAAGGACGUGAAGAUCGAGGUGGAGGAGAAUCGCGUGUUACGUAUCAGCGGCGAGAGGAAGGGAGAGGAAGAAGAAGAAGAAGAAGAGGUUGAGGGCGAGAAGUGGCAUAGGGCUGAAAGGACUAACGGGAAGUUCAUGAGACAGUUCCGGUUGCCGGUGAAUGCGGACUUGGAGAAGGUUACGGCGAGGCUUGAAAAUGGGGUGCUGAGGAUCACGGUGGGCAAGUUUGGUGAGGACAAGAAGAGGCAGCCUAAGGUUAUUGACAUUGCUCAGAGGGAUUCUGCUGCUGAGAAUGUGAAGCCCACCAAGCCUCAAAUGUAAUGUCAUAUGUCAUCAUCAGCCAAUCCAAUUACAUAUGUUCUUGCUUAUGUUUUCCUUUUUUUUUUUUUUCAGUUUACAAGUUGUAAGUUGCAUCUUCACUUUGUUUGGGACAUGGGAUUUCAGUGAUGAUGUGAUGUUGUUUGUGUCUAAUAGUUCCUAGUGGCGUUUCUUUAACGUUUAGUGUGAUUUCUUUAACGUCUUGAACUGAUUAAUAGAUGGUGACUUGUAGAUCA